Talpa occidentalis (Iberian mole) is the source of this 1227-nucleotide messenger RNA. RefSeq names its product ankyrin repeat domain 33 (gene ANKRD33). The record is from RefSeq and is a predicted model, not a curated record. Gene Ontology annotation, biological process: negative regulation of transcription regulatory region DNA binding; negative regulation of transcription by RNA polymerase II. NCBI's taxonomy places the organism in Eukaryota, Metazoa, Chordata, Mammalia, Eulipotyphla, Talpidae.
AUGAUUGUGCCAUCAGAGACCUCUCUAGAAGGUCCACAUCAGGACAGAUGCCAAGUGCCUGAGGAGGGGCCACUCCCCUCCCCACCCAGGCGGACAAGGAAGAGGCGCUGCUUUUGCAGAGGGAGGGUGGACAUGUCUGAGACAUUGCCCUGCCUGGGGGGUGAGACCCCUGCCCCAGGCUGCAGGCUGGGCAAUGAUGCUGCCCAGCCCCAAGUGCUGCUGGAUGGUGGGGUCUCCCCAAAAGAGGCCACCCAGGUGGACGGCAAUGGGAGGACAGGCCUCAGGGUCGCCGGCUACCUGGGCUUCAGGAGCAUCUUAACCCUGCUCAGCCGCUGCCAGCAGGACGAAGAAGGGCACACAGCUCUCCUGCUGGCUGCCCAAGCAGGCCACAAGCCUCUGGCAAGUCUCCUGCUCAACUGCUACCUGGGCCUGGACCUGGACCGGGACCAGAGGGGGCUCACAGCGCUGAGGAGGCCUGCCCUGUGCAACCGCUGUGCCGACCUGACAGCUGUGGGUUCUGUUCGCGAGACGGCCCCGGGUUGGGCAGCACUGACUAACAGCUCUGACGUGGUGCACAGGAUCCAGCAGUUGUUGCGGCGCCCGAAGAAAGCACUCAGCCGGCAUUACCAGCAAUGGGCUGCCUCUGCCUGGCUCGUGGCCCCGGCCCAGGCCGCCCCAUCUCUCUUGGAGUGUCCACUGGCCACCUUGAGGCUCUCCCUUGCCCAUUCUCCUCUGGAGGGGGGUGUCCUAAACCACCUUGUAACCAUCCCAACCAGCCUGGCCACUCCCUUUCUCACCACGGCCUGCCACAGCCUAUGUCCUGACUGCCCGCCUGCCCUGGGCACCCGAAGCAAGUCUGUGCCAGAGCUGCUGGGCACUUCCCCACCCCCUCCCCCAGGCCCUCUCCCCCCAGGUAGCCCCUGGCCCCGAAUCCUCAGCCGCCACCAGAGCCCUCAGGGAGCGUGGAGCAAGCACCCUCAGUGCCUGCGGCCCUAUAUACGGCAUGCUACUAUUUGUCAAAAUAAAAUUUGUACCCCUCAGGCCCAAGCCCCCAAGAUCCUCCUCUCCAAGACACCCUCAUUGCCCACGCAGUGCUGGCAAGAGCCCUGGUCGACAGGGCACCGCAGACUGGCCCUUCCUGUCUGGCAGUACCAGGAGCUCAAGACAGAGAGGAGGAGGCAGGAGGAGGGGGCCUGGAAGGCACAGAACAAGGGGGCGGAGGACUAG